Enterobius vermicularis (human pinworm) is the source of this 141-nucleotide messenger RNA. The record is from the annotation of a GenBank genome assembly. NCBI's taxonomy places the organism in Eukaryota, Metazoa, Nematoda, Chromadorea, Rhabditida, Oxyuridae.
AUGAAUGCUUGCCGCUGGUGCAGCUGGUCGUGGCGAUGGCGGCGGUUAUGGCCUACUGGCGCUGCUGGUGAUCGUCGUAGUGACGAUGGUGGUGGUGAUGGUGAUGGUGGUAGUAGCGGUGUUGCUGCUGUUGCUUUUGCU